Molecule: messenger RNA, 744 nt
Organism: Penicillium cataractarum
Lineage: Eukaryota; Fungi; Ascomycota; Eurotiomycetes; Eurotiales; Aspergillaceae
Exons: 2
Coding region: 1-744 (247 amino acids)
Source: RefSeq, a predicted model, not a curated record
AUGGCUUCAUCUAAGAACGUUGUCUUUGAUAUUGUGGGCACGCUUGUAUCCUACGACCAUCUUUACGAUGCUAUCGAUCGCAGACUAGGAGAUCGCCUGCGUGCGGAGCUCAUCAAGCCAUGGCUUCUAGGCCAGCUUUGGAUGGAAACUGCCGAGCGUGAAUAUACCAAUCUCAGUAUUGCCGGUCGAUAUGCACCAUACGCCGAGGUUUUUGAAUCGCUCUUCUAUCGCAUUCUCUGGAUGGGCGGAGUUCAGAAGCCUCGUGACUUUGCCUCGCCAGAGGAUCUGGCCUGGAUUAUGGAAGAGUACCAGAAGCUCACCAUGCGCCCUGGGGCAGCCGAGUGUGUGCAAAAGCUACGCGAUGCUGGAUUCACAGUCUGGGCUUUCACUGCCGCCGAUCUGAAGCGUGUGGGAGGGUAUUUUGCGAAGGCGGGCGUCGACCUGCCAGCGGAGAACUUGCUUUCCUGCGAUUCUGCCGGUGUGGGCAAGCCUGAUCUUGCGGCCUAUAAGCCUUUGUUGGAGAGGCUGAAGGCAGAGAAUGAUGGGAAGACUCCUUGGUUUGCUGCGGCUCAUAUGUGGGAUGUCUCUGCUGCUCGCACUGCUGGAUUCAAGGGAGCUUACUGUACUGUGUUGGAGAAUGAGCCAUUGCAUAAUCUGUUUGGAGAUAUGGACGUGGUUGAUGAUACUCUACCGGGCAUGGCUGAGAAGAUUAUUGCCGCUCAGGCUGCUUCAUAUGAUGUAUAA